This is a messenger RNA of Cynara cardunculus var. scolymus (artichoke), 2221 nucleotides long. Its product is annotated as probable inactive ATP-dependent zinc metalloprotease FTSHI 3, chloroplastic. Gene Ontology annotation, biological process: proteolysis. The transcript has 7 exons. Lineage: Eukaryota; Viridiplantae; Streptophyta; Magnoliopsida; Asterales; Asteraceae. Gene Ontology annotation, molecular function: ATP hydrolysis activity; ATP binding; ATP-dependent peptidase activity. Gene Ontology annotation, cellular component: chloroplast thylakoid. The record is from RefSeq and is a predicted model, not a curated record. The coding region runs from base 200 to 1984 and encodes 594 amino acids.
UGUUAUCAACGUCAAAGCAAGCCUCUGGAACCGUCUCAACUGCACCGCCUAGGGAGAGCUUCUCCGAUCGAUCCUUCUGGAGACUCGUCGUCACCCUCAUAUUCCUGUUGCAUCCUCUGCUUCACUCCUCCAUUAAUUUUCCUAGUGUAACACGAAUAAUUAAGCAUACCUUGGAGCCCACGUUACACCUAAAAUCCCCAUGGCCAUGGCUAACCUCUUAUUGAAACCCUCGUCCAUGAUCAUUGCCCUAAAAUCCUCAAAACAGUCGUCUUCUCGAUCUAAAAGGUCUUUCUUAUACACUCCGCCAACCUCCUCUUUCACGCUUCCUCUGUCUUAUGGUGUCCAGUCGGGGAAUGCUGCAGAACCAAUUUCGGCACUCUUUAAGGAACAUAAGGGUUUUGGUGGCAACAUGAAUUGGAGUGAUUUUUCGGGAUCCAGUUUAUCGUCGUUUUGGGAUGAUAUUGCACAAAUUGAUGAGAAGCCAUCUGCAACAUCAGUGAAGUUCCAAUGUCAAUGGGCAAAAGAUGGCACUGUUGCAGAGACUGAAGAUGACAAGCGGACGGAAAAAAGAAAGAUUCAUAAAAGUAAGGGAAUUUUUGGAGGUAAAGUAGGCCCAAAGAUAUACACGAUUAUAGUUGGGGCUUCUUUUUGCGUGGUUCUAGGGAUUUUCUCGUUUGCUCAUCCAAAGCAUCAUGCAUCACGUCACAUGGUUGUUCCCUACUCGGAUCUAGUUGGUGGCAUUCGUGAUGGGAGUGUGGUACGAGUUCAAUUUGUUGAGAAUUCACGAAAGAUCUAUUACAACACCAAAUCCUCGGGUGAUCAAGAUGCUGAAACUCCACAAACUCAAUCAGGAUCAACAGGAUUAUUGAAAGCAUCUGUUCCGAAAUGGCAGUACCAUACAAGAAACGUGGGAGACGAUAAGCAUCAUCUCAUUAGGAUGAUGAAAGAUCAGGGGAUCACUUAUGGCUCAGACCCUGAGCUUUUCAGUGGAGCAAUGAAAAAUGUGCUGUUUGCGAUGCUACAACUGGCCCCCUACUGGAUAAUGGUGUUGCUUUCAUUUUAUCAGCUUAAUGGUCAACUUAGUCUUGGGAGAAUGACAAAGAGAAAACCGAGCAAGAAACAAUCUGUAACAUUUGAUGAUGUGGAGGGUGUUGAUGAUGCCAAAGCUGAACUUCUUGAGAUUGUGUUAUGUAUUAAAGGAGAUAGCAAAUACAUGAAACUUGGGGCAGUUUUACCGAGAGGGGUUCUGCUUGCUGGUCCUCCAGGAACAGGGAAAACGUUAUUAGCCCGUGCUGUGGCUGGUGAAGCUGGAGUAUCGUUUUUCUCCAUUUCGGCUAGUGAAUUGGUGGAGGUUUUUGUUGGUACGGGAGCUGCUCGUGUUAGAGACCUUUUCCGAGAGGCAAGAAAAAGUUCACCUUCCAUUAUUUUCAUUGAUGAGAUAGAUGCCGUCGGUGGGCAACGUGGAAGAACUUUGAAUUGUGAACGCGACCAAACUUUAAACCAGCUUUUGACGGAGAUGGAUGGGUUUGAGAAAGAAGGAAACGUGGUGGUUAUAGGUGCUACUAACCGGCCGGAGACACUGGACUCGGCUUUGAUGAGACCUGGCCGGUUCUCCAGGAAAGUAGUGGUGGGUGAACCAGAUGAGGAUGGGAGGCGGAAGAUUUUCGGUUUAUAUCUUCGAGAUGUGCCGAUGGAGGAAGAUAAAGAAGCGAUUUGCAAGCUUGUUGCGUCACGUACCCCAGGCUUAGUUGGGGCUGAUCUUGAAAACAUAGCUCAUGAAUCCGUACUACUUGCUGCUCGCAGAGACGGUGAUUAUGUGACGAAGGACGAUGUUCUCGAAGCUGUUGAGAGAGCUACGACGAAGGUCUAUAAUGAGGAUGGGAAUGAUAACGAAACUAAAGCAGCAGCAUAUUCGUAUGGAUCGAUGGCACAAGAACGAGUAGUGUUUGGGGGUGGAUCCAUGGGAUUUGGAUUUUCGAGCUAAUCGAGCAGUUGAAGAUGCAUUUUUCUUUAAACUAUAGAUGUUAUGGUAGUAGAAUUAGAGGAAGGAGGAGGAGAUAGAAGAUUUGUGAUAUGGUAGCGUAGCAGAAAAUGGGUAUUUGAUUUAUGGUGUUUCAAUGCAUGUAUGUAUCACCUCUGGCUUUUCCAUUCAUUUGUACCAACUACAAAGGCACCCAUUCGUUAGUCAUUUGAAACAUACGGUCUAAUUUGUUUUUCUUCC